AUGACUCCAGAAGCAUCACUCCCGAAACUUCAACUCGGAAACAAUAUUUCCGUGGACAUUACACUCGAUUUGUUAGGUGAAUUUACGAGAGGACCAAGCGAGUCUAGCAAGGAGGCGGCAGCGAGGGCGGGGAUCAGUAUCCAGGACUUUCGAAGGAAGACUCGAGCAGCAAUACACGCGAGCCUUGCAGAGCGCCGCCCCGCUCUUCGACAAAUGGAUGACUGGUUCUUCCCCUCGACUAGUAGUCCAGUCCAGUCACCUUUGAUGAACUACGGUUGCGCCCUGACCGGCGAGGCGAUGCUCUAUUGUGCUGAAAAGCUAGGCCUGGCUCCGUCUCGUGAGGUGCGCCGAGACGGUCAAGUUAUCGAUGUCAUCAGCAAGACGAAUUCGGGAUAUCUGGGACGCGUGCAGAAUCGCUUGCGCAACCAUCUGACAUUCCUUGCUAGUGUUCCGUUGACUGGCUCCAUCACCGUUCAGCUCAGUAUCCACCCAACAUUCCUCCACACCUUUGUCCUUUUUACCAACUAUGACAUGGCAUUCAAACGGGAACGCGUCCGGCGUUACAAGCUCGAGGGCAUCAAGGCGGUUGCUGAGGAGCUGAAGAAAGGAUUUGAAGGCUACGAAGGGAAGAUUCCGUAUCUCAUGUGGCAUUGGGACACCGAGAAUUGCGGUUAUGGAUACUCGGCUCCUUGGGAUGAGUACAACUUGUGGCCCGCUAAGGAGAAUCGUCACUGGGCUAGGAAGUUUAUGAUUGAAGAUACUGACGACCUCACAACGCACGAGCAGCAGGCUCCUUCUGAGGCACGCGCACGCGGGAGACUACCGCGCAAGAAGUCAUUGCGCGCGGAAGACGAUGGCCUGAAUGCUCACGCGCCCUCACCCUCCUGUGGCGCCAUGACUUCAGAAACACCACUCCCCAAACUCCGACUUGGGAACGACAUCUCCAUAGACAUCACGCUCGAUCUCUUGGGUGAAUUCACCAAAGGGCCAAGCGAGUCCAGCAAGGCGGUGGCUGCGAAGGCGGGAAUCAAGAUUCAGGACUUUCGCAAGAAGACUCGAGCAGCAAUUUACUCAGAGCUGGCAGAGCGCCGACCGGCUAUUCGAAAAAUGGAUGACAGGUUCUUUCCCUCGGCCAGCAGUCCAAUCCAGUCUCCCUUGAUGAACUACGGCUGUGCUCUGACUGACGAGGCGAUGCUCUAUUGUGCUGAAAAGCUAGGGCUGGCCCCGUCUCGCGAGGUGCGCCGAGACGGUCAAGUUAUCGAUGUCAUCAGCAAAACGAAUUCGGGAUAUCUGGGACGCGUGCAGAAUCGCUUGCGUGACCGUCUGACAUUCCUUGCUAGUGUUUCGUUCACUGGCUCCAUCACCGUUCAGCUCAGUAUCAACCCCAAACUUCUCUACACUUUCGUCCUCUUUACAAACUAUGACAUGGCUUUCAAACGCGAACGCGUCCGGCGUUACAAGCUUGAAGGCAUCAAGGCUAUCGCCGAGGAGCUGAAGAAAGGGUUUGAAGGCUACGAAGGGAAAACCCCUUAUCUCAUGUGGCAUUGGGACACCGAGAACUGCGGUUAUGGAUACUCGGCUCCUUGGGACGAGUUCAACUUGUGGCCCGCCAAGGAGAACCGUUACUGGGAUAGGAAGUUCACAAUUGAAGACGAGGACGACUUUACAACGAAUGAGCGUCGGACUCUCCCUGUACCCCAUAUACGUGGAAGACUACCUCGCGAGAAGUCUCUGCGCGCUGAAGACGACGGCCUUCACUCCAAGUAG
Molecule: messenger RNA, 1767 nt
Organism: Peniophora sp. CBMAI 1063
Lineage: Eukaryota; Fungi; Basidiomycota; Agaricomycetes; Russulales; Peniophoraceae
Source: the annotation of a GenBank genome assembly